CACACACACACACACACACACACACACACACACACACACACAUGCGUACACGUGGUCUGUCAGACACACCACAGGAAAAAGCCCAGUGCUUGGAAUAUGGAGAAGAGACAACAUGGCUAAAUACACACGGACUCUUCAUUUCUGGGAUGAACACUCGUGGAUGUACCCUACACUGGUGUUUUGCUUGGAGAUGCUGAUCCUAAGAAAAAUAUACCACAGCUGAGAAAAAUUAAAGCAACAAACAAAUAAACAAAAAAACUUGCAAAAAUGAUGGAGAAAGUAGAGAAUCAUUGCUCACCAAUUGACAGGGAGCAGCAGAGUCCUGUGAAAACAGAAUCUCCUCGUAUUAGUGACUCUCUUUCUAAUGACAAAGAGAAGCUGGAAAUCACAUCUACAGCCUCUACACAGACCAAUAGGGACAACUGUAAAAGCAGUAAAGAUGUGACAAAUUCACCUGUUUCCAGGGAGACAGUUUUGCAUUCGAGAGACAGCUUGUCCAGUCUGCCUCCCAAUGUGCCUGUGAUUAGCCUUGGACAUAGCAAGCCCCCCAUGGCAGACAGUGGAGGGGUGGCCAGAGGUGUGCCAACAACAGAAUUGACUGCUCUUCACCCUAUCCCUUCACUGAUUCCCUGCACUAAUGCCAGGAUGGUACACCUGCCGUCUCCUACCCCUAUGCCCAUUCAUGCCUUACAGAGCCCCCUCCUCUGUCAGCCCUUCCAUCAACAUGCUUCCCUCAACAGUGCUUACAUUGGGACAUCAGGUACGUUUAGCAUCUUAUCAAACAAUCGGUUCAAACGGCGACUUUCAUCUCACUAUGAAGUUGAAGAGCCUGAAGGUCAUCAUCCAAUGAAGGUAGCCCGGAGGGUCUUCACCAACAGCCGAGAGAGAUGGCGUCAGCAAAACGUGAAUGGUGCCUUUGCAGAGCUACGCAAACUCAUCCCUACUCACCCACCUGAUAAAAAACUCAGUAAAAAUGAAAUCUUACGUCUUGCCAUGAAAUAUAUUAAUUUCCUUGUGAAACUACUGAAUGAUCAAGCCACAGAAGAAGAUUCUAGAGACAAACAAGCCGAGGGCAAGAAAAACCCAGUACCUGGCACAGAAACAAAGAGUGGACUAGGCUGUAGAGACAUUUUAAGGGAAACCAUGGGUUCUAAAGCACCUUCGGUGGUAGGUCAGAACACUGAUUUGCAGGACUUUGCAGAACAGAGAGACACAGAUUCAGGGACAGUACCUGCUACAUCCCCAGUGUCUAGCUGCUAUGCUGAAACUGUAAGUCCAGAGAGUGAGGAGACAGAAAAUGACCAUAUAAUGAAGAAUGGCCAUGAUUCCAAAGGGACUGCUUUAAUUGAAGCAACAGUAGUGGACCUUCGGUGAUGUAAAAGAUGGGGGGGGGGGGGUGAGGGUUGGAUGUUGAGUGCUGGCUAAUGGCUGUAUCCUGAAGUAAAGGCAUGCUUUUAUUUUUCAACUCAUCUGCCAGGCUGGAUUUCUACGGAAACUUAGCAAUGUGGUGUAUUUUAUUUUUUGAAAGAUUGCAGAUCCUUGAAAGGUAAACUAACAUUGAUAGAAGCAAAACAUAUUCCAAAUUAAGUCUGACGUGGAAGACAGAAUACAACCUCUCAGUUUUAAGUCACCCUUUCCUUCCCACCACAAUUGCAGUGGAUGCUGAGUCUCAUUGCUUCUAAAAGAAGUUGGAAGACAAACGUGACAUAUUCUCAGAUGGUACAACAUGUAAAAGAUUUUUUUAGAGCGUUGUUACAAGCUGCACAUUGACAACACUAUGAGAUAAUGAACUAGGACCAGUUUAACAAAUACAGUACAACUGGAAAUGAAAAAAAGUGUUCUGCUGUCAAGCAGUUUUUUUGUCAACUUUCAAAACUGAAAUGUUCAAGUUAUAAAGACCAUUAAAAUGUUUUAUUUUGUAAUUAGUUCAAA
Messenger RNA from Protopterus annectens (West African lungfish), 1932 nucleotides. RefSeq names its product LYL1 basic helix-loop-helix family member (gene LYL1). The transcript has 4 exons. Gene Ontology annotation, molecular function: protein dimerization activity; RNA polymerase II cis-regulatory region sequence-specific DNA binding; DNA-binding transcription factor activity, RNA polymerase II-specific. Gene Ontology annotation, biological process: regulation of transcription by RNA polymerase II. The record is from RefSeq and is a predicted model, not a curated record. The coding region runs from base 268 to 1374 and encodes 368 amino acids. NCBI's taxonomy places the organism in Eukaryota, Metazoa, Chordata, Ceratodontiformes, Protopteridae.